ACUAAUUUUUCGCUUAUUAUCUAGUGCAAUUAAUUUUAGCUGUAAUAAAUUAAUUAUUUAGAUAAUAAUUAUACUAUUUAGUCUAAAGUGGUGACUAGUGGUGCAUAUUCUACUUAAGGAGUGUGGACCUGAAUUAUGGGGUUCAGCCAAGGUGAAAUUCUUUUAGACAGUCCCACUGGAACAUACUAUGCCGGUCAAAUCGUUAAUGGGAGGCUGGUGUUUGAAUUACAGAAAGAGAAGAAGAUAAGAGGCAUACAUUUAUCAGUGCACGGGUUCUGCUCUGUGCAUUGGACAACGCAGCGCAACCGCCAGGUCAACAAUCGCACAGUAUCCUAUACGGUUGCGCACGACUCUUACGAGGAAUACAUCAGUCUGAAGGUGCAACUCUUCGGGAGUAAGAAUGCGGAGCGCCACCUCAAACCGGGCAAGUUCGAAUACCCGUUCACGUUCCAGCUGCCUGCUAACUGUCCCUCAUCGUUCGAGGGAUCAGUCGGUCAUGUACGGUAUGAACUGAAAGCCGUCAUGGACAUACCAUACGCUAUAGACAAGGAGGUGUUCAGGGCAUUAUGUGUACACGCACCGCUCGAUCUCAACUUGAUCAACUGCAAGGAUCCUGCUUCAUUCGAGUUUGACCAAACUUACUGCUGUUGGUGCUGCACGUCUGGUUCUUCGGAGACUAUAGUGAAGAUCCCGACACGAGGGUUUUGUCCCGGACAGGUGAUACCUAUAGAGGUCAGCUGUCAGAACCGGAGUACGGUGGAAAUAGAGUACAUUUCCUUCCGCAUUAAAAAGAAAAUAACGUACCGCGCUGUGAACGAGCCCGGAGAGAAGUACGACAGUGAUACUGUAGUGGAACUGAAGAAGGGCCCCGUGCCCUCCCAUACGGACAGGAACUGGACUGUGGAGAUGAGCGUGCCCCACCUCGACGUCCACAACCUACAAGCGUGCUCCUUCAUACGUCUCGAAUACGAGUUCAAGGUGACCGUGUCGCCGGAUGGUUGUCAUGAAGACGACGACGACAGUUGCCAAAUAUUCUUCGGCACGGUCCCAGUGGUUGGCUUUGAGAGCAACGUUCCGAACUCACAAAACCCGCAAAGUGUUUUCCCGACUCAGAACUAUCCACAGAUAGCCGCGCCGUACCCUCAGCCAGUGCUCAAUCAGCCAGUAUCUGUCAACCAAUCUCACGCUGCUCCUAAUUCUCCUUAUCCACCGAAUCCUUAUCCCAAUAAUUCGCCGUAUCCUUCUCCGAACCCUUCAGCCCCAUACCCCAUACCACAGAACACCCCUUACUCCCCAGCUCAACAUAACCCCGCUCCUUACCCUGGUGCUAAUCAGCCUUACCCGGGUGGUAACCAGCCUUAUCCAGGCGGAAAUCAACCCUACCCGGGCGCAAAUCCACCAUAUCCAGGCGGAAACUCACCUUAUCCGGGUAGCCCUCAAUCUCAUCAGGGCGGAAACCAACCGUACCCGGUUGGCAACCAACCUUAUCCGGGCGGAAACCAGCCUUACGCAGGUCCGGGCGGUAACCAACCUUACCCGGGUAGCAAUGCGCCUUAUCCUAACAGUAACCCACCUUACCCGACCGGUAACCCACCUUAUCCAGGUGGUAACGCACCUCCCCCGGUGGAUAGUAAGCCAAUGGGAUUCGCUAUGGAAGGUCAUGGAAAUUCCCCGAUUCCGAUUCCUAUGUUGCCGCCAGGAUCUGUACCAUAUCCAGUUGCGUCGCCGAAAGAGAGCAGUGCUUUCACGGGCGCCAGUGCUCCGGACGUUACGCCAGACAACGAGAACAGUAUAAAAAAUAUUUGAAUCAUCCGAUACGAGCAACACUCCAUACAAUCCAGAAUUCAUGGCUGUCAAAAAGGAACCAACUACCGAUAAUAAUUAACGCCUGACCAUAUAUAUAACUGUUAGUAACAAAAUGGCAGCUUCGCUAAAUCGCCGUUUCAUUUUCAGAUAUUUUAUACAUAAAUGUAGUAUUAGAAAUAAAUGUAAUACCUAUUAAAGGGCUAAAUCUGCGGUUCUACCACAUAAAUAAAGCACUGAUUGACCUGUCAAAAUUAAAUCUUGAAUGAUCGAUCAGGUUAACAGAUCAACUGUCGGCAGACACAAUAAGAAUUGAUCUGACCAUCGUAUACCAAUCCAGAUUCGUGUGCUGAUAGUAGAUCUGAUAGCCUGGCAAAUCAUUCAUUUUGUAAUUUGAAGAUUAGAAAAUUCAAAAUUUGACAUAUCAAUCACGCCUAAAGUUAAGCGGUAGAGUCACUGAUGAGAUACCUAAGACCGUUUGUUGCCGAGGCGGCCAUAACAACUAAAAACUGCACUUUGACGUUUGUCCCGUCAUCGUUUAGUUCUAGAAUGUAGUGAAUAAGUGAUGGUGUUUCUAAAAACGAAUCGAUAAGAUAUUUUAGAAUAUAUUAAAACUCUGAAAUCGAUAAAAAAGAGUCAGAAAUAAAUGAAAUUAAAUAAUUAUUUAUUGUGUAAGCG
This is a messenger RNA of Diatraea saccharalis (sugarcane borer), 2481 nucleotides long. The record is from the annotation of a GenBank genome assembly. NCBI's taxonomy places the organism in Eukaryota, Metazoa, Arthropoda, Insecta, Lepidoptera, Crambidae.